This is a messenger RNA of Theileria parva strain Muguga, 1209 nucleotides long. Its product is annotated as Queuine tRNA-ribosyltransferase family protein. The record is from RefSeq and is a predicted model, not a curated record. The coding region runs from base 1 to 1209 and encodes 402 amino acids. The transcript has a single exon. Gene Ontology annotation, molecular function: pentosyltransferase activity. NCBI's taxonomy places the organism in Eukaryota, Apicomplexa, Aconoidasida, Piroplasmida, Theileriidae.
AUGGACAAAUACGAUGGAUCUAGAGUGUUUUUUAGAGAAAUGUGUAAAAAUAAUAGGGAUGAUUUUCCGUAUCGGAGGGGAGUAAUAAUGUCAGAGCUCCAUACUCCUUGCUGUCCAGUGGUUUGUAAAUUAAUUCUACCAGACCCUUUGACUAUUGAUUUUAUUUCUAAAAUACAACAGAAGCCGUUUUUGUGUAUACAAUUUUGCUCAGUUUUGCCGUGUUUGGAAAUUCUUGAGGAAUUCGAUCGUAGAUCUAAAAAUGACAAAUCUCUGAGGCGUUUUGUAGAUUAUGAAGGAGCGACAACUCUUUUAACUUUUAACGAACUAUUUAAUAAAUAUUCGAGGAUUGAAGGCAAUCAGUUUGUCUUCCAUGUGGACAGCGACAAAUAUCUUCUAAAUGAACACACAUCGAAGAAAAUCAUUGAUUUAAUUAACCCUUCUAUUUCAAUCAUACCCACUUUAUCAUUAAAGCAUUCGGAAAGGAAGAAAUGGAGCGCGAGAAAGAGGACAAAGUUAAAUGAUUUAUACCAAACUUAUUACGAAACACUAUCAAGGUAUCCAAACAGCACUAAACUGGUUAAACCUAUUCAUCCUUGUAUUGAACUUAAGGAAAUGGGUGAUUUUGAGGUAAUUGAAUUUCCGGGAUUUGGGUUUGGAGAAUCUUUAAAUGAAAGAUAUGAAUGGAUAAAAGAAAUGGGAAAGAAUUUGACAGGAAAAGAGGUGAGAAUAAUUCAACUCAAAACGGGAACACCUUUGGAGAUACUCCAUGCUGUUUUAAUGGGUUUUGAUGUGGUUAUUUCUCCCUAUCCUGAGUCUUUAUCGGAGCAAGGAUUUGCACUAUCAUUUGAAUUACCCAGUGAAUUUGAGGGGAAUUAUGAACCGGAAUAUGUUUUAAAUUUAUUGAACGAAAGAUGUAAAUUUUUCGAUGGAGUUUAUAAGGACCAAAUUAAAGAUAUCGUUGAUUUGAAAAAUAGUGUGCACAUCGAUGUUGUUGAAUCACUUAUGGACGAAAAAUCAGUAAGGAAGGAAUCAAGGGCAUAUAUUAAUCAUCUUCUAAAUUGUAAAGAAAUGAAUGGAAACAUAAUAUUAUCCAGUCAUAACUUAUACAUGUAUGAAUUGUUGUUUCAAAGGAUCAGAGAUUCCAUUGAAAAUGACACACUGGUGAAUUUCGUUUAUAAUUUUAUACAGCUUAACGUUAAAAGAGAUUAA